Molecule: messenger RNA, 1364 nt
Organism: Tupaia belangeri chinensis (Chinese tree shrew)
Lineage: Eukaryota; Metazoa; Chordata; Mammalia; Scandentia; Tupaiidae
Product: phosphatidylinositol transfer protein beta isoform
Exons: 1
Coding region: 59-874 (271 amino acids)
Biological process (GO): phospholipid transport
Cellular component (GO): cytoplasm
Molecular function (GO): phosphatidylinositol binding; phosphatidylinositol transfer activity; phosphatidylcholine binding
Source: RefSeq, a predicted model, not a curated record
AGGGGCGGUAGCGGCGGUGGUGGUGGGAGCGGCGGCAGCUGUGAGGGGUUCCGGGAAGAUGGUGCUGAUUAAGGAAUUCCGAGUGGUAUUGCCAUGCUCUGUUCAGGAGUAUCAAGUUGGGCAGCUUUACUCUGUUGCAGAAGCUAGUAAAAGUGAGACUGGUGGUGGAGAAGGAACUGAAGUCUUAAAGAAUGAGCCUUACGAAAAGGACGGAGAAAAGGGACAGUAUGCACACAAAAUUUAUCACCUAAAGAGCAAAGUUCCUGCAUUUGUAAGAAUGAUUGCUCCUGAGGGAUCCUUGGUGUUUCACGAGAAGGCCUGGAAUGCGUAUCCCUACUGUAGAACAAUUGUCACGAAUGAAUACAUGAAAGAUGAUUUCUUCAUUAAAAUUGAAACAUGGCACAAACCAGACUUGGGAACAUUAGAAAAUGUACAUGGUUUAGAUCCAAAUACGUGGAAAACUGUUGAAAUUGUCCACAUAGAUAUUGCAGAUAGAAGUCAAGUUGAACCAGCAGACUACAAAGCUGAUGAAGACCCAGCAUUAUUCCAGUCAGUCAAGACCAAGCGAGGCCCUUUGGGACCCAACUGGAAGAAGGAACUGGCAAACAACCCUGACUGUCCUCAGAUGUGUGCCUAUAAGCUGGUGACCAUCAAAUUCAAGUGGUGGGGACUACAAAGCAAAGUAGAAAACUUCAUUCAGAAGCAAGAAAAAAGGAUAUUUACAAACUUUCAUCGCCAACUUUUUUGUUGGAUUGACAAAUGGAUCGAUCUGACAAUGGAAGACAUUAGGAGGAUGGAAGACGAAACUCAGAAAGAGCUAGAAACAAUGCGUAAGAAGGGUUCCGUCCGAGGCACGUCGGCUGCUGAUGUCUAGAUGAGUCCCCUGUAGGGUCAGAGAAAAUAUCAGACUGUUUACGUAAUCAAGGUCAAGUGAGGGGAACAAGUGCAGCCAGUGAUGAGUGAAGAAGAAUCUGACCAGUAUCUUGCAGUGUUGACGUUUCCCAGAUGCGUGCUUGUGAUGAUGUACACACAUGCACAGGUUCCCAACCACGUGUGGAUAUAUGUAUGUGUGCGUGUGUCUGUAGCUGUAUAUAAAACGCAUGUAGAGCUACAGAUUGAGAUACACACACUGUGUAUAUAUGUACAUACAGACAUACGGAAGGGAUUAGUACAAUUUCUCCAAAGUACUGUACCUAUCUUCAGCAAGAAUGCAAAAGAAAAUAUUUUCAAUAUCUAUACCUGGAACAGAUUUUAAUAAUUAUCAGAGUAAUACCAUUAAUGGAUAAAUUGACUGCAAUGUAAUACUAGCUGGGAUGUUUCAUAUAUGUCAAGUUGUGGACCAAUAUAUACAUAGUCUUCUAUUA